Molecule: messenger RNA, 1827 nt
Organism: Chaetomium globosum CBS 148.51
Lineage: Eukaryota; Fungi; Ascomycota; Sordariomycetes; Sordariales; Chaetomiaceae
Exons: 3
Coding region: 1-1827 (608 amino acids)
Source: RefSeq, a predicted model, not a curated record
AUGGUCCUGUCGCCGCUGCCGAUCGGCGAUCGCGUCCCAGCUCCCGUUCUUGCUCCACCACGCACCCGCAGCCCCGGCUCCUCCCCAUCUCGCAUCCCGCCGCCCCCAGCGCCAAGCCUGAGAGUCGUCCGUCCCAUGUCAGACCCGGGUACGCCAGACGGCGAGGCCAGGGCCCUUCUCGCCGUCGCCGAAAACCUGACCGGGCUGGUGCUCGACGACCACGACCCCCAAAUCUUCAUCAAGGAAGAGUCGACGAGCCCCGUCGCCGACGACGACCUCUUCAUGAUGAAGGCCUUGAAAUCCCCCUCCACGAGUCCCCUCCAAAAGAUGUCGGCUAUCGCAGCGAGGAAGGCCAGCGUUGCCCAACAACGAUCCAGCAGACCCGGCGGGAAAGGGGGCUCAUCCAAGAAUGGGCAGCUCAAGGCGCCCCCGGCAGCCGGCCAGCCCGUCGUACCGCGCAAGAACCAGGACUGGGAACCAUGGAAGGGCAUCCUCUACGAGCUCUACAUCACACAGAACCGCAUUCUUCGAGAUAUCAUUGGCAUCAUGGAGACAAAACACAACGUCAGGGCAACGUCCAAGAUGUACAAAUCCCAACUGGAAAGCCGCCCUUUUCUUUGUUCUUUGCCACCCUCGGAGUUGUUCGGAACGGGACAGGGCCGCUCACGGGCCAAAGCUGAGUCGCCAAACGACCACAGCUCGGACGACUCCCUUGACAAUGCUCUUGUCCUAUCAAGAGACGAACUAUUACACGCCGACAGCGGGUCACGCAGCAUACAGUGCGGGCUAACAGCCGUCCGCCGUUUUAUCCACGGGCACGUCGAUCUGGACCCGUCCAACCUCCAGGUCGAAGAAGUCGCCGGUUUCGUCGACCCCUGCUACCGGUACUUCAAAGUCGCCAUGGAUCUCUUCGACCUCCAGGAGAACCUCGAGGGCGGUCGCGUGCUGCGCCUCGCCUUUCUACAGAUCGAGCGCAAGAUAUCCAAACCCACCAUGAAAACAUUCUCAGACCUCUGCUUCCUCGUCCCGCACCUCCUCCUCGAGUCUAACCGCCGCGACAUCCUCUCCGCAUACCUCCACUACCUCUCCCGCCUCGCCAUGGUCAAAUUCGGCAAACACCCCGUGUCGGACCUCGCCGCCUCCUUCGCCGUACUAGUCGACGACCGCCCCGACGACAUCAUGCGCUACAUCAUGCUCCUUUCCCAGCUCAACUCGGACACCAUCGCCUCCAUGCCGGGCAUGCUCGACCGCAACGCCGAGUGGGCCCGCAACCAGUACCUCGCUUGCCAGCGCACCAACAACGCCCAGGAGCCCUGGUCGUCGCCGUCCCCCACCGACGACGUCGUCAACAACCCGCGCGACCGCCACGACCACCACAUGAUCCGGCUCGAGGCCCAGAGCGUCUACUGGGCCCAGAAGCUCAUAAUGCACGACCCCACCAGCGACGAGAUGGCCGCCCAGUGGCUGCGGCGGCAGUUCACCUCGGAUUUCGGCCCCAAAUGCGAGGCCUACCUUGCCCGCCUCAAGCAGAUGGUCGCCACGGGCGGGUUCCCCGUCGUGUUUGCCCGCAUGAUGGAGUGCCUGUAUGUCGGCUGGCUGUACGAUUACUACGAGACCAUGGGCGAGUGGGACCGCGCCUUCGAGUGGGGCCUGCGGGGGCUCGAGCUGUCGACCGACGAGCAGUAUGCCAUCUGGUCGAUUCACUUGGAGGAUCUGAUGCGCCGCCAUGGUAGGCCUGAGGAGGCGGAGGGGUUGACUAGGAGGAGGAGAGAGCAUAGCUGGUUGGAGAGGGUGAGGCUGGAGGUGGAUCGGUUGGCUAUUGCUUGA